Podospora pseudopauciseta is the source of this 645-nucleotide messenger RNA. RefSeq lists its product as uncharacterized. The record is from RefSeq and is a predicted model, not a curated record. NCBI's taxonomy places the organism in Eukaryota, Fungi, Ascomycota, Sordariomycetes, Sordariales, Podosporaceae. The transcript has a single exon. Bases 1 to 645 code for a protein of 214 amino acids.
AUGUUUCAGGUUUUCCAUGUUGCUCGGCUGUUUGCCAAGCACGGCCUCAUUGUUCAUGCCAACGAGAUGCCUGCCCCCAAGGAGAAAAAAGCUCCCAGGCUACUUGCCGCUCAUUACGGAGGUCAGGACGUAACCUUUUUGGGAAGACUUAUCUUUCCCCAUGUCGAAAACCUGGUCGUUGACGCCCGUACAUUCCCUAUUCGCGACCCAUGGCCCGUGAACCCCAAGUCACUGAGCCUUGUGUACACCUUUGGCGACAGCCCUACUGACGAAAAGUGGGUCUUCGUUUCCAAGGCUGGCGAGGAUACUGUUUGGACUCUUACCUCGGAUGAUAUCAAAACGCAGCCACCAGGGGUGACGCUGGCCAGUGCCUGGCCUCCGGAGGUCCCGGGCCGCAUCAAGAUCUACGCUGUUAUCUAUGGCUUGGAGCAGAUCACGCACCCGACAGUGUACCGAAGGCUUUACGAGGCUGCGUCAAGAAACGAGCGUAUCUACAUCAGCAACAAGUUCUUCAGCAACUCACCACUCAUCAAUGAGGAUCCUUGGCGUGGAACAAUUAAGAGUGCUGCCAUCGUCUAUACCAUCCGAGGAAAAUGGAAGUCAAUCAGUGGUAGGGAACGCGAGUACAUGUCAUGGGAGUUGUAG